Messenger RNA from Periophthalmus magnuspinnatus, 2638 nucleotides. RefSeq names its product minichromosome maintenance complex component 6 (gene mcm6). The transcript is spliced from 18 exons. Bases 127 to 2625 code for a protein of 832 amino acids. Gene Ontology annotation, molecular function: single-stranded DNA binding; ATP binding; single-stranded 3'-5' DNA helicase activity. The record is from RefSeq and is a predicted model, not a curated record. Gene Ontology annotation, cellular component: nucleus; MCM complex. Lineage: Eukaryota; Metazoa; Chordata; Actinopteri; Gobiiformes; Gobiidae. Gene Ontology annotation, biological process: DNA replication initiation; double-strand break repair via break-induced replication; mitotic DNA replication.
GGUUCUUUUCGCGCGAAAGUUUUCUCUGUUGUCUGGACCUGUUUGUGCGUCGGUGUGAAGGGGACUAUCGCUGCCCUGUUUUCGUAUAUUCUGCACAUUUUAAACCUGCUUUGACGAUUUUCCGAUAUGGACGUAGCCACAGCCACUGCAGAAACAGCCGCAGAGCUCGUGAAGGACGAAUUGGCAGAGAAAUGUCAGAAGUUAUUCCAGGCUUUCCUUGAAGAGUACCAGAGCGUGGACGGAGAGGCAAAGUACGUCCGUGAGGCGGAGGAGCUGAUUAGGCCCGAGAGGAACACGCUGCUGGUGAGCUUCACGGAUCUGGAGGGCUUCAACCAAGAGCUGGCCACCACCAUUCAGGAGGAGUACUACAGGGUGUAUCCCUUCUUAUGCCGUGCUGUUCGAAAUGUUGCUCGGGAUCAUGGAAAUGUCCCACUAAAUAAGGAGUUUUAUGUUGCCAUCCAGGACCUACCAACGAGACAUAAGAUCCGUGAACUGUCAUCUAUGCGUAUCGGCUCGUUGGUGAGAAUUAGUGGUCAGGUAGUCAGAACGCAUCCAGUGCACCCUGAACUGGUGAGUGGGACCUUCAUUUGCAUGGACUGCCAGGCUGUGAUCAAAGAUGUCCCACAGCAGUUUAAGUACUCCCCACCAACUAUCUGCAGAAACCCUGUCUGCAACAACCGCGCUCGAUUCCACCUCGACACGCACAAGUCCAAGUUUAUUGAUUUCCAGAAGGUUCGUAUUCAGGAGACCCAAGCAGAGCUGCCCCGUGGUUCAAUCCCGCGCUCACUGGAGAUAGUUUUGAGGGCGGAGGCUGUAGAGACUGCUCAGGCUGGAGACCGCUGUGACUUCACCGGAACCUUGAUUGUUGUGCCAGAUGUCUCACAGCUUGCCACUCAAGGGGUUCGUGCGGAGACGAGCACCCGAGUAGCUGGUGGACCACAGGGCUUUGAAGCAGAGGGUUUGAGGGGACUCAAGGCCCUGGGAGUGAGGGAGCUGUCCUAUAGACUGGCCUUUCUCGCCUGCAACGUGGCGCCCACAAACCCUCGCUUUGGAGGCAAAGAGCUGCGUGAAGAGGACCAGACAGCUGAAAGUAUCAAGAGUCAGAUGACAGAAAAAGAAUGGGAGAAGGUGUUUGAAAUGAGCCAAGACAAGAACCUCUACCACAACCUGUGCACCAGUCUUUUUCCCACUAUACAUGGUAAUGAUGAGGUUAAACGUGGUGUCCUGCUCAUGCUCUUUGGAGGUGUUCCUAAAACAACUAUGGAGGGCACUUCACUAAGAGGCGACAUCAACGUCUGCAUUGUUGGAGACCCAAGUACUGCAAAGAGCCAGUUCCUCAAGCAUGUGGAGGAGUUCAGCCCUAGAGCGGUGUACACUAGUGGUAAAGCCAGCAGUGCAGCUGGUCUGACUGCUGCUGUGGUCCGAGAUGAAGAGUCUCACGAGUUUGUGAUUGAGGCUGGAGCCCUCAUGCUUGCAGACAAUGGUGUAUGCUGCAUUGAUGAGUUUGACAAAAUGGACCUUAAGGAUCAGGUGGCCAUCCAUGAAGCCAUGGAACAGCAAACCAUCAGCAUCACUAAAGCUGGAGUCAAGGCCACUCUGAACGCUCGCACAUCUAUUUUGGCUGCUGCAAACCCUGUCAGUGGACGUUACGACCGCAGCAAGAGUCUGAAGCAGAAUGUCAAUCUGACAGCUCCCAUUAUGAGCCGCUUUGACCUGUUCUUCAUCCUGGUGGAUGACUGCAAUGAGGUGACUGACUAUGCCAUUGCUCGGCGCAUCGUGGACUUGCACUCUCGUGUAGAGGAGUCUGUGGAUAGACUGUACUCUCUGGAUGAAAUUCGCAGAUAUCUGCUGUUUGCCCGUCAGUUCAAACCAAAGAUCUCCAGUGAGUCUGAGGAGUUCAUUGUUGAGCAGUACAAACGUCUGCGCCAACGGGACUGCUCUGGGGGCAUGUCAAAGUCGGCCUGGAGGAUCACUGUGCGCCAGCUGGAGAGUAUGAUCCGCCUGUCUGAGUCUAUGGCUCGCAUGCACUGUUGUGAUGAGGUUCAGCCCAAGCACGUAAAAGAAGCUUUCCGUCUUCUGAACAAGUCCAUCAUUCGAGUUGAAACGCCUGAUAUAAAUCUGGAGCAGGAAGAACAGAUGGAGGAAGAGGAGCAGCAGCAGCAUGAAGAAGCAAACAUGCCAAAUGGUGUGGAUGGUGUCAACGGGGUGAACGGCAUCAAUGGCCAUGACGCAGUGAAUGGACACCUGAAUGGAGUCAAUGGACAUGUGAACGGCCACUCCGAGAGCCAGCUCAAACCCUCACUCCGCCUGUCCUUUGCCGAGUACAGACGCAUCUCCAACCUCCUAGUUCUGCAUCUGCGGAAAGCCGAAGAAGUUGAGGAGGAAGAGGAGCUAAAGAAGAGUGCUGUAGUGAACUGGUAUUUGAAGGAGAUUGAAGCAGAUAUCGAAUCUGAGGAGGAUCUGAUAAAUAAGAAGGCACUUGUAGAGAAAGUCAUCCACAGACUUGUUCACUAUGAUCACAUUCUUAUUGAGCUGUCACAAGCCGGAUUGAAGGGCUCAGAGUCUGCAAGCACAGAGGAAGAGGCAGUGUUGGUUGUAAACCCCAAUUACAUCCUUGAAGAUUAAACUGAACAUUGUC